AGUACUGGUGAGGAACAAAGGUCAUGAAUUUCAAGGGUCUCUUCAACUCACUGCAACUGUUACACUUAGUGACUGCCAGCUUUUUCUUGUUUGCCCAGAGUAGCUCCUUGGUCCGGGUGUCCUGGAGAUUGAGCCUAGCAGUGUUUGUGGUGUCCUUACUAGAAGUCUUGAUGGCUGCCUCCUUAAGAUGGGAGCCCAGUGCUUUUCACAGUCUUACAUGUGGUCUGACAAGUCCAGGCUCAGCUUGUGUGGUUCUUGCCUGGAAUAUGUACUGACCCGUUUCUUCAAAGAGUCUGGUUUCCUUCUGCUGAGGACUGGAUCUUCAGCAGCACAGCCAGGCUCCAGAGACACACACUGCUGCAGGGCCCACUGCCACCACUGCCCUGCCUAUCCCUGGACAGGGCAGAGUGUGGCAACAUAUACCCCAUCCACGUUUGCCCUUCCUGUUCAGACGGUACCCAGACAUAAACUGGAUCACCACUGUGUCUGCUUCUCCACUCUCAGGAAUGUGCAGCAGGAUUGGAGUGCUGUGACAGAAAGCCCAUACCUCGCGACCUUUGGAUUCUUGCUUAUUGGUGUACCCCUCUUCUUGUGUUCUGGAUGAUGUCAGAACAGGACCUGGCGGAUGUGGUUCAGAUUGCAGUGGAAGACCUGAGUCCUGACCACCCAGUUGUUUUGGAGAAUCAUGUCGUGACAGAUGAUGAUGAACCUGCCUUGAAGCGCCAGCGACUAGAGAUCAAUUGCCAGGAUCCCUCUAUAAAGUCUUUCCUGUACUCUAUUAACCAGACGAUAUGUUUGCGGUUGGAUAGCAUCGAGGCCAAACUGCAAGCUCUGGAGGCCACUUGCAAAUCUCUGGAAGAGAAGCUAGACCUGGUCACCAACAAACAGCACAGUCCCAUCCAGGUCCCCAUGGUGGCUGGUUCCCCACUUGGUGCCACCCAGACCUGCAACAAAGUACGAUGCGUCGUCCCCCAGACUACAGUAAUACUCAACAAUGAUCGGCAGAACGCCAUUGUAGCCAAGAUGGAAGACCCAUUGAGCAACAGGGCACCGGAUUCCCUGGAAAAUAUCAUUAGCAACGCUGUUCCUGGGCGUCGGCAGAACACAAUCGUGGUGAAGGUGCCAGGCCAGGAUGACAGCCAUAAUGAAGACGGGGAGAGCGGGUCAGAGGCCAGUGACUCUGUGUCUAACUGUGGUCAGCCAGGAAGCCAGAACAUUGGAAGCAACGUCACGCUCAUCACCCUGAACUCCGAAGAGGACUAUCCCAAUGGCACCUGGCUGGGCGAUGAAAAUAACCCUGAGAUGCGGGUACGAUGUGCCAUCAUCCCCUCCGACAUGCUGCACAUCAGCACUAACUGUCGCACAGCCGAGAAGAUGGCACUAACGCUGCUGGACUACCUGUUCCAUCGAGAGGUGCAGGCUGUGUCCAACUUGUCGGGCCAGGGCAAGCAUGGGAAGAAGCAGUUGGACCCCCUCACUAUCUACGGUAUCCGGUGUCACCUCUUCUAUAAAUUUGGAAUCACGGAAUCCGACUGGUAUCGGAUCAAGCAGAGUAUUGACUCCAAGUGCCGUACAGCAUGGCGGCGGAAGCAGCGAGGCCAGAGCCUGGCAGUCAAGAGCUUCUCCCGGAGAACACCAUCCUCAUCCUCAUACAGUGCCUCAGAGACCAUGAUUGGUACCCCUCCACCCGCCAGUGAGCUACAGCAGUCGCAGCCACAGGCCCUACACUACGCGUUGGCCAACGCACAGCAAGUGCAGAUCCACCAGAUUGGAGAGGAUGGCCAGGUGCAAGUAAUUCCACAGGGCCACCUCCACAUUGCCCAGGUGCCUCAAGGGGAGCAGGUGCAGAUCACACAGGACAGUGAGGGCAAUCUGCAGAUCCAUCAUGUUGGCCAGGAUGGACAGUCGUGGGGCCUGUGCCAGAAUCCCAUUCCUGUCAGCGGUGACUCAGUGGCCCAGGCUAAUCCCUCCCAGCUUUGGCCUCUGGGAGGAGACACACUUGAUCUGCCUGCUGGAAAUGAGAUGAUCCAGGUACUGCAGGGUGCUCAGCUCAUAGCCGUGGCCUCUUCAGACCCUGCUGCUACGGGAGUAGAUGGGUCGCCUCUCCAGGGCAGUGACAUUCAGGUUCAGUACGUCCAACUGGCACCUGUGAGUGACCACACAGCUGCAGCCCAGACGGCUGAGGCGUUGCAGCCCACUCUGCAGCCCGAAAUGCAGCUUGAACACGGAGCCAUCCAGAUCCAGUGAGAUAAGCACUGUAGGAGUACACACCACAGCUGUUCACUGACCCUGCCCUGUGCCCUGCUCUCCUGCUUCAGCAGGGCAACUGUGGAUUCUGCAGGGCACAUGAGAGCUCCUCCUCCUGGGGAAGGGUCCUGGCCAUCCCCUGCUGGAAGGCACCUCAGGAUUGAGUCCCACUGCUGGUCUCCGGAGAAGCAUAGUGCAGAGCGUGUUGAGUACAUUCAGAAAAACAAGAACUACGAUAUUUUGUUUAACAGCUUUUUUUAAUUUGCUAUGGUGUUUAUAACAAAAAAGAAAAUGGAAAAAAAAAAAAACCCACACACAACAGAAACACAACUGUGGAGUAGCAGAAGCCUUGGCCGUGUGCUCUCUUGAGGGUCCUGACGUAGGUGUUGGAGCCAGCUGACGAUGCUGGAGCACUGUGGACCCGCUGCUGGGGUAGGGAGUGCUCCACAGUGUAAUUAUGCAUUUCUAAUGAAAUAAAGUGUAUUUAUGGCCACAGA
This is a messenger RNA of Peromyscus leucopus (white-footed mouse), 2744 nucleotides long. RefSeq names its product BTG3 associated nuclear protein (gene Banp). NCBI's taxonomy places the organism in Eukaryota, Metazoa, Chordata, Mammalia, Rodentia, Cricetidae. The record is from RefSeq and is a predicted model, not a curated record. Bases 601 to 2247 code for a protein of 548 amino acids. Gene Ontology annotation, biological process: protein localization to nucleus; negative regulation of protein catabolic process. Gene Ontology annotation, molecular function: DNA binding. The transcript is spliced from 14 exons.